AUGGGUGAUGGUUUCCAAGCUGAACUUGCAGUACAUUUCCUCAAGGGAGCGAUGCUGUUUGGUAAGCGGCUAGAAGUAAACUUCUCGAAGCAUCCAAAUAUAACACCAGGCACAGACUCCCAUGAUUAUGUAAACUCGAACCUGAACCGCUUCAACCGCAAUGCUGCAAAGAACUACCGCUAUUGCUGCUCCCCUACAAAGAUGAUUCACCUGUCGACACUUCCUCAAGACGUGACAGAGGAGGAAGUGGUGAACCAUGUGCAAGAACACGGGGCAAUAGUGAACACGAAAGUGUUUGAGAUGAACGGGAAAAAGCAAGCUCUGGUACAGUUUGAGAGUGAGGAGGAAGCUGCGGAAGCAUUGGUGUGCAAGCACGCGACUUCUCUAGGCGGAUCAAUUAUCAGAAUCUCCUUCUCCCAGCUACAGACGAUUUAAAAUCGCUAAAACGCUUCUCUCUCUUUCUCUCUCCUCUAAUAACAUUAGGGUUUGGUGAGGAUUAAUGAAUGUAUGUCUGCUUUCCUACUCUUUCUGCUCUCUAUUUGUCUUAACUUGUGUUGGUUUUAAUUGUUUGUCUUGAUUUUGUGGGAUCAACAUUUAAUGGUAAUAUAAAGACCAUAAGAAAGGAAGUACUAGUAGAGUUCUAAUCUCA
This is a messenger RNA of Camelina sativa (false flax), 649 nucleotides long. NCBI's taxonomy places the organism in Eukaryota, Viridiplantae, Streptophyta, Magnoliopsida, Brassicales, Brassicaceae. The record is from RefSeq and is a predicted model, not a curated record.